AGCACACGUCUAUUGGAUCUGCUAAUAGUCUAUUUUUUUAUAUAUAAAGUUACUUUGCGUUUGAUUACCUAGGCGCCUUCGCCCCUAAGCCUCGGCAUAGACCGCCCCGCCUCCGUCUAUAAAUCCGCCUACCACUCGCAAGCUCGUCGUAUCGUUUACACCCACACGGCCGAUCACUCACCCGAAUCGAAUCCAUCUUUGGACUUUGGAGGAAGAAGUGAAAAAGGGAGGCCUCACGGUACCGCAAACGUGCAGAGCAUGUGGCUGGACAGGGACACAGGGCGCUGGAUCCCCAUCGCCGGCUCCAGCUUCUCGGAAGCUGCCGAACUACUGCAAGUUUGGUGGUUGGAAAUACGUGGCAAGAUAGAUAGCAAGAUGCUCUCCCCGAACUCAACAUAUGCUGCUUACAUUGUGUUCAAAGUAGCUCCCGGAGCCUACGGGCUUGAUUCUCCAUGCCCGGAGACGUCCGUCAGCCUUGGAGGAAGCAAAUCAGCAUGCCACGUUUGCUUCGAUGUCUCUGACAGGGACGCUGAGGAUUCAUGGCUGACACCGAGGCCAAGUAGCAGGCGAAGCUAUCUUGAAAUUCCUCCUCCAAAUGUAGAAAGAGCUGAUGGCUGGAUGGAGUUGGAGAUGGGUGAGUUCCAGAACUACGAAGGUGAAGACGGCGAGGUUUCCAUCAGCCUUAUGGAGACGUCAGCCACCAUAAAGAUUGGCCUAGUCGUGCAGGUCAUCGAGAUCAGGCCUAAGAAAGGGGAAAAAAAGAGCAUUGAGCUUGCAGGAUUGAGAACGUUGUGCGAGUAAAUAAAUAGACAGCGACUUUGUGAUCUGUAUCCUGAACGCUAAUCACACAACGGCUUGAGUUGUCCUCAUUGCAUAACAAUGUGCCCGAGUUUGCACCUGCAGGCUGGCGCUGUUACGGAGUGAGUAUGGUUUGUAUAUUUAUUUAAUGUAAAAAGGCUGUAGUUCUCUUGCCUGACCUUAUAAACCCAUGAUCGAAAUCUAUGAAUCUGUAUCAUACUGACCUAGCAAUUAGCC
Messenger RNA from Panicum virgatum (switchgrass), 1035 nucleotides. Its product is annotated as F-box protein VBF-like. The transcript has 4 exons. Lineage: Eukaryota; Viridiplantae; Streptophyta; Magnoliopsida; Poales; Poaceae. The record is from RefSeq and is a predicted model, not a curated record. Bases 259 to 801 code for a protein of 180 amino acids.